AGCGCCAAGGCUACGCACAAAAUAACAUACAGGGUACCUAAUAUGGGAAGCUUAGAGUUCAACAGCCUUGGAGUAACCGGUAUCCAUAGUCACCGCCAAAAAUUGAACGUUUUAGCGCCGCAUGACUGCCUGGACUGCUGUAUGUAGCCUCCAGAGGGCUCCAUCGUUCCUCCAUUCUUCCCUAAGAGCCCAGUGAAAAGCAGCGGAAGGUACCCACAAUUUUCAGCAGAGGCAAUUCGACGAGAGGAGGAAACAUUUUCCAAUCUUUUUGUUGUUCUUCACGUUCCUAAUUUCUCUAAUUUCUCCCCUCCCCCUCUUCCCUCUUGGGCCAAAACUUUUUUUCCUUUUCUUUGUCGAUAGUUUGGCCUCCCGAUCACGGCGAUAUGUUAUGGACCCCAUGGCCGUCGUCUGUCCCUACCGUUCUGUUCGUGUGCGCUCUGUUGGCUUGGUGGUUUAUUGAGCCUAAGACGACCCAUCUGAACUUGAUAGUUGUCAUCGGCUGUGUCCUCUUUUACUGGGCUGUAGCACCCGAGCUGGCCCAGGCCACACCUUACCAAAUCUACCAGUUUUCCGUCCACGCCGCCAAAUUAUUACGACUCGACGUUUUAGUCCUCUAUCAUGCCAAUAUGCUCGUUACCGGUCUAGCUGUUGUGUGGUUGGCUCACAGAGCCGUCCAGACCUUAAGGAAGUCUGUCAACGAACUUAUCGGUGUUCUCGGUGUCGAGGUUCCUGAUGCACCCGAUGUGUCGCUAGCAGGAAUCCGUGCCGAUGCCGCAACCCUUAACUGGACACGUCCACUACCUACUCGACCCGUUGCGAAAUUUACCAUCCAGGUCAAUGGCGUUAAUGUUGGCGAUUCCGCCAACCAAGAGACAGCUAUUACCGUGACGGGCCUGAAACCAAAUCAUUUCUACAACAUCCGAGUCAUCGCUGUAGGGUAUAACAAUUUCCAGGCAGGUAGUCGCGUUAUACGGCUUAGGACAUACGCGAGAGAUGGUCGCCCUCAGCUUGGAGACGGUCGCCUACCGUCCAACUUUGUCCCCGAGGAGCAGCAACUCGCCAUGCCCAACGACCACGCGGAUGAAGAUGGAGGAACGAGAACCCCAGCUGCCGGUGUAGAGACCGCUUCUAUUCCCGACAAUUCCGGCGUCACGCGUGAGGCCAGCUCAAGCAAUUUAUCCAACACGAGGCGAAAUACACUAACGCGGAAACACUCGCCUUCUACGACAAGCAUGGAUCAGUCUGUUAAGGAAGCCCUGACUAAAGAAUCGGAUGAAUCAUUAGAGGAACUAGGUCAGCGAUUCGAGAGCAUCCGGAAGGAAAUUGACGAAACACAGGCGCAAAUUGCCAAGGAUGAAAAAGAACAUAAGGAAUUAGUGGAUGAGUUAGCAGGGGAGAAAAAGACGAAGAGACGUAUACAAAAAGAGAAAGAUGACAUGACAGAAAAAUUGAAGAGGGAAAUGGGAUCCACGGAGAGGGCCAUGAGAAGCGCACAGCAACGAAAGACCCAGAAAGAAAAGCUAUUAAAGGACAAGCAGGCUGAGAGACAAAAGCUCCAUGAUGAUAUAGCAAAGUGGGAAAAAGAUAUGGCAUCGAUGCUAAAGCGCCAGGCCGGGUUCGAAAAAGAAAUGAAUUCCUGCCAAAAGGAUGCCGACGCUCGAGCUGAGGAGCUACGCGCCGAGAUUGCUCAAGCGCAGGCGAGUCUCGCCCAGGAAGAAAUGGAGCUCAAGGAAAAGAGCAAGGAACUCAAAGAAGCCGAAGAGCAGAGAAAGAAACUGCCCGGUGGAGAGGAAAGCGAAGAAUGGCGCGAGACGGACCGUCAGAUUAAAAGAGAGUGGGAGAUCAGGGCUAGGGAUCUACAGCGACGGCUCUUUUCUGCCAACAGGAAGCUACGGAUGGUCAACGACUACGAAACCGUGUUGCAGACUCAGUUGGCGGCAGCACAGCAAACCGGUCUUCCCUAUAUGUAUAACCAGGCAAAUUCCUCCGGGGUUGAUUUCGAUCUCGGAACGCAGAACCAACUCAAGCGACGAAGCCGAAACAGUAAUUCACUUUCUAACGUAGCCAUCCCCUCGCCCGUCCAGUCAUUCACGAUGAUCGAACGACCCUACGGACCCUCCGCAACAUUUGGACCAUCUCGUCCUCCUACAAUCCCGCCUGGAUUUGCCCAGGGUCCUUAUUUAGAACACAAUCCCGAUUUCCACGACCUACUCGAAGACGAAGGUAUGCGGCAUCUCAGCGGUGCUGCACCGCUUAGUCCUACCGCCACGUCUCUCCUACCUGCAGGAAUGCUUGAUGACCUGAUAGACGACGAGCCACCUAGUCCCGGCUCUCGACCAAGUCGUCAUAAUACAUUCGGUUCGCCAUUUGCGCCCGAGAAUGACCCGCAAUCACCAGCCUCUUCGGCUCGAUCACUUAGCAUUUUAUCUAGCCCACACGGCUCUUCUCACCAUUUACCCUUCUCGCAAUACACUGGCGAGAAUAGUGAGCGUCGCUCACUCAAAGGACUCAGAGGUGAUCUUAACCCUGCAUCAUCUCCCAUCGCCCCUCCGAUUCAAGCUACAAACAGACGGACAUUCUUGCCGUGGCUUCACCGCGGGUCUAAGCCGGUUGAUGAACCACCGGCUUUGGGCACCUUGAAGGCCGGCCAGACGCAAUCCUUACCACGUCAAGCCGAAGAUGGAGAUGCUAGUCCGAGCAAGCGGCGAAUCAGUUUCUCCUCCGGUUGGAACAUGUUCAACCGAAAUUCUGCUGGCCCAGAUCUCCCGGAGAUCAGUAGCCCGAGUGCGCGAGGCGUACCUUCACGCAGAAUAGGUCUCGCCACGAAUACGAACAGUAUGGGAAGCAACAUCUUUUCUGAACGCGACCCAAGCAGUCCGAGACCUGUCUCUAUCGCAUCUUCCGAGUUGCCUCGUCCAUCAACCGACAGCAGCUCCAUCUGGGGCCGAGGCCCACAGCCCAACCGACUUUGGUCGAGAGAUGAUAAUCCGUGGGCCUCGCAGAAUCCGUCCAGGAGACCUUCCCUCCACGGGUCGCCCUCUGUAUUAAAGACUACUCUAGCCGAUGCCGACGAUGAGAUACUAGAUGAUUCUGAUCUGCUGCACGCAUCGCCCAGUCAGGUGGGAGUUAUUGGAACCAAACCCUCGUCCAAGACGCUUAGUCAACGCCUUAAUCCGGCUGCGCCUAGCUUCAUGGCAGGGUUAUUCCGUGUUAAGCCUGAUAAGGAGAUGGAUAGGGGGCAUGGGGACCCAACGAAAACAAGGGCUAAAUCCAAGGAUAAGGAGUUGGCCAAGGAGAAAAAACCGCGUAUUUCCUUAUCGGACGUGUCUGAGGCUGCGGCACCAUCUAUAGAUGAGACCCCAUCGGAGCCUCGGAAGUCCCGCGAUAUCUACUCUAUCGGCACACCGUCCAUCACCGAAUCGCGCGAGUCACUCAACUUAGAACACACUCAUUCGAAUACUCCUUCUGAUCAAGCGGUCGGGCCUGGAAGUAAGGACCAGGAAAGUGGGUUCAGGAAGCUCCUACGGAAAGGGAGUUCCUCGAAGUUUAGCUUCUCUUCCGUUAGGGGAUUAGGGGCUAAGAAGGGACCUAGCAGCGUUACUAACUCGGAUAAAAACGCGUCCGUUGAGCGUAGCAGCUUUGACGAAUACGCCGAGGACAGCAGUGGCGGUGGUGUUGGUCUUGCCCCUGGUCGCAGCUACGACAGCCUCCACAGCAGUCCAUCUUUGGGGCCCACAAGUGCGAGCAGACAUGUUAAGGACAAGUCAGUGAACUGGGGCUCCAGGUUUAGCAUGAAGAAAAAGGCUGGAAAAGAAAAGGAGAGCUUGGAUCUAGCGAGAGAUGAGUUGGCUCCGAGCACGCCUACGGCUGAGGAGAGACCCUAGGCCGAAACUAACUACGUAGAAGUAGUUUUAGGAACGACAUCAGGAAUGAAGUCGUUCAUGAGAAAAGCAAUAUCAUGACUUAUCUGCGUUCUAA
Annulohypoxylon truncatum is the source of this 3978-nucleotide messenger RNA. RefSeq lists its product as uncharacterized. The record is from RefSeq and is a predicted model, not a curated record. The transcript has 3 exons. Lineage: Eukaryota; Fungi; Ascomycota; Sordariomycetes; Xylariales; Hypoxylaceae. Gene Ontology annotation, molecular function: protein binding. Bases 384 to 3884 code for a protein of 1166 amino acids.